Molecule: messenger RNA, 2421 nt
Organism: Drosophila persimilis
Lineage: Eukaryota; Metazoa; Arthropoda; Insecta; Diptera; Drosophilidae
Exons: 3
Coding region: 289-1761 (490 amino acids)
Source: RefSeq, a predicted model, not a curated record
GCGUGUGAAGCAAAAGUGCAAAAGAACGGCAGCAGCAGGCGGCAUUGUGCAUUUUUUUAAUACAUACUCGUACAUAUUUACCGCUUCGAAAGAAAGGGAGCGAUACACAGAUACAGAGAUACAGGGAGGCAAAAGAGAAGUAGUUCAGGCCAAGCCACUCGUAGGGCCAAGCCAAGUGUAACGAUAGAUACCCAAUACUCCGGCGUAAACAAAAACAAAAACAAUAAGCAAAACCGAAAACCGAAAACCCCCAUAUAGUACUUGACAGAGUGGACAGAGAGCAGAGCCAUGUCGUCGUCAACAUCAUCCACGUCCACGUCUAGCGCGAGUGCGAAACUGGAGCACCAUUCGAAGCCCAUACUGAGUCCAACACGAUCCCUGGACGAAGGUUUCGAAAGUGAUCCGGAUCGGGUUUCCACCGAUUCGGAGCAUCAGACAAGUGGAACCGCCACUGCCGCCAGCAGCAACCAUAACAAUGCCAGCAAGUUGGCGCAACUCAGUUCGGCGGCCACUGGCGGCGCCUCCUCCACUGGCUCGGAGAAGCCAACAGCCACAGCACCAGGCGGAAACUCGGCCAGGGGUGUCCUCUCUUUGGCCGCACCCCAGCUGCAGCGGCGCGAAUACUUUAAGGAUCAGCAGAGCAGCCAGCAGGUGGGCAUGGCCAAGGCACGACAGAUCGGUGGCCAGCAGCAACAGCAGCAGCAGCAGACCCUGCCCCCCCAGCCACGGCUGCAGUACCAGAAACAGCGACAGCCCCUCGUACCCAGUGCCGCCUCCAGUGUCCACAACCAUCGCAUGACCCAUGGCGGACCCGGCUCCGUUUCGGGCCAGGCCGGAGCUGCCGGAGCUGCCGGAGCUGUCUCAGUCACUAGCGGAUUUCGUCGCGGACGUCGCCUCCAUUUGGCAGCCCAUAAUCCAGCCCGAACCGGACUGCGCUCCCAUUCGGUGGACGCCAUUGCCAGACACCGCCAUGGCUACGAUCCCAGCAGCCUGAUCCUCAAGCACGAUGGCAACGGGAACGUGAGCAGCUGCUCCAGCCCCAACGGACCGGGACCGACCAGGAUGCUAAACUACAAGACCCCGGCCGGAGGCAGUUCCCCGGGAACAGCGGCCGGACAGGCCCUUCUCGUCCAGCCCAUCUCCAGUGCCACCUUGUCGCCCAUGGUGGCCGCUGGCGUGGACGUGGUGGACGGAGGCGGCUCCUCCCCGGUGAUUGCCUCGGCCACCCACAGCCUGUACACGUUCUAUCCGGCGGAGGGGAAUCUCCAGGUGUGGCAGACGGAGUGCGGCGACCUAACCUACAAGUCAUCCAGGAAUAUGCAUCAGCUGCACAAGGCCCCAGUGUGCUGGACCCAGUCCAUACCACGACAGGCCAGAAGGUACAUAACACCGGCAGCGGCGGCCACGGCAACGGCAUCAUCAUCCGUCACGUCAUCGACGGGCGGCGGCGGCGGCGGCACCAAUCUGGCUGUCUAUCCCACAGCCACCGCACAGGUAUAUCGAUCCAACAACGGACUCGAUGUCCUGGACUGUGCCGGACUGGAGCAUCACGGCAAUGGCGGGACAACAACCAUGACAACGUCUGGCAGCUCCGGCACGGGCUUCUCCCAGCGCCUCAGGGAGCUGGCCGCCUCCGCGGGACUGCUCUCCCUGAAGCCGCGUCAGCCCCUGAAGCCGGUGAUCAAGACACGCGGCUCCCCGGGUCCGGAGUUCCCCAAGAAGGUCACCUUCAGUGCCUUUGCCACAGUGCAGGUGGUAUGAGAGCGGCCCGAGACACGGGACAGGGGACACUGUGGGUCUAGCGUGACAUCUGUGCAGGCACAGAGCAAGUUCCGUCUUGCACUUGUUAACCGUUAUUUGUUGUUGUUGUUUUAAUAAUUGUUGCUGUUGUUAAAUGUUUAGCCAAAACUAUGGAAACUGGAGGAGGGAAGCGGAAACUGGAUUUUGGAAUUUGGAGGAAUACAAAUCCUGAAAAUCUUCAAAACAUAAGAAAGAAAUUGUUGUGCCAUGACUUUGGCUUGAUAAAAAUGACUAUAUAGAAAGGAGUUAUAUACCAAUAUAUGUAUGCCCCAUAGCUGGAAUAAUACCAUACCUCAGUUAUCCCUAAAAAAAAAAACACACUCUCUGUCGCUAUCAUCUAUCUACGAGUAACAUCUAGAUUUCAUAAAUCCACGAACUUUCCAUUUUGGUAGACUGACUUUUAAAGAACCUUCCCUCAUUGUUACUUUACCCUCACCAAUUCAUUUUCUCUCCCCCAUAAAACAGUAUUUUCUCAUCUUCAAAACACUUUCCUCACACACGACCACACACCAAGAAAAACCAAUUGAAAAAUGUAAAAUCUAAAGACUAUGAAUGCAGAAAUUCUAAAUAUUUUCUAUUCAACUGUAAAUAUGUAUGAAUUUUUUGCUCAAAACCGAUUUA